Molecule: messenger RNA, 318 nt
Organism: Paramuricea clavata
Lineage: Eukaryota; Metazoa; Cnidaria; Anthozoa; Malacalcyonacea; Plexauridae
Source: the annotation of a GenBank genome assembly
AUGAGUGUGGUAAGAUAUUUACACGGCAAGGUAACUUUGAAGACGCACGAAAGAAUACAUAGUGGAGAUCGUCCAUACCAAUGUCGACAGUGUGAUAAGACAUUUACACAGCAAGGUUCCUUGAAGACGCACGAAAGAAUACAUAGUGGAGAUCGUCCAUACCGAUGUCGACAGUGUGGUAAGACAUUUACACGGCAAGGUAACUUGAAGACGCACGAAAGAAUACAUAGUGGAGAACGUCCAUAUCAAUGUCAUCAUUGUGAGAAGAUAUUUACACAGCAAUGUAACAUGAAGAGACACGAAGGAACACAUACUUAG